This is a messenger RNA of Aureobasidium uvarum, 585 nucleotides long. The record is from the annotation of a GenBank genome assembly. NCBI's taxonomy places the organism in Eukaryota, Fungi, Ascomycota, Dothideomycetes, Dothideales, Saccotheciaceae.
AUGGAACUCGUAACUUUCGCCACAAGAGUCUGCAAGGUGCUCGGUGUCGAGACCAUGAUUGUGACCAACGCAGCAGGCGGACUGAACCCAAAUUACAGCGUGGGCGACAUUGUAUGUCUCAACGAUCACCUGAACAUGGCUGGCUUGGUUGGUUUCCACCCUCUUCGUGGACCCAACUCUGACGACUUUGGUGUACGUUUCCCUCCUCUGUCCGAUGCAUAUGAUCUUGGUCUACGCCAAAAGGCACACCGGACAUGGCAGAAAGUGCGCCCAGCCGACGGCAAUCGCAAGAUGCACGAGGGCGUGUAUGCGUUUGUUGCUGGUCCAACAUACGAGACUAGAGCAGAAUGUCGUAUGUUGCAUCAACUAGGCGCUGAUGUAGUUGGUAUGUCGACGGUGCCUGAGAUUAUUGUUGCCAGACACAGUGGUAUCCGGAUUCUCGCCUUCAGCCUGGUGACUAACAAUGCUGUGCUGCAACCUGUACCGCGCGGCGACGAUGCAGCAUUGAGCUCCAUGUCACCACAAGAGCUUGUUGAUCACCUUGGCAAGGGCCGCCAAGGACAUGCAGGUGCGUAUGACUGGUGA